AUCUCGUUGGCUCUAUUGAAAACCUUAUCUAUUGUGCUCCUUUAGCUGCCUUAUUUUAUAAAAAUAUUCUACUAACAAAAUCCUCUGCUUAAAAAUCAUAGACCAGAGGCUGAUGAUUACCAUUCAACCAAACUCAAAGCCAUGGCAGCACUUAUCAUCAUCUACUCUAAAUUGCCAACUCUUUCAUGUUUCAUCAGAAACCAAGAAACUUUCCUUUGGAACAGUAACUUGUAACAGCAUCAAAGAUCAAGAUAACAAGAAAGCUAAGAUCAAGCGGCUUGUUCUUAGCCAAGAGGGAAGAACCAAACUCGAUAUUCGACCCGAUAAACAAUUCUAUGAUUACCCCAGAUUUGUGACUCAUGUUGAUGACAAGUUUAUUUCUACAUUGACAAGUGUUUAUAGAGAAAAGUUGAGGCCUGAUACAGAGAUUUUUGAUCUCAUGAGCUCAUGGAUUAGUCACUUGCCAGAAGAUAUACAGUAUAAAAGAGUUGUGGGACAUGGGCUUAAUGCACAGGAGCUUGCCAGGAAUCCAAGGCUUGAUUAUUUCUUUGUGAAAGACCUGAAUCAAGAUCAAGAUUUUGAACUGGAGAGUUGCAGUUUUGAUGCUGUUCUGUGUACUGUUAGUGUCCAAUAUCUUCAGCAGCCUGAGAAGGUAUUUGCAGAGGUAUGCAGGAUACUAAGGCCAGGAGGGGUGUUUAUAGUGAGUUUUAGUAACAGAUUGUUUUAUGAAAAAGCAAUUAGUGCAUGGAGAGAGGGGACUGCAUAUAGUAGAGUGCAACUGGUUACACAAUACUUCCAAUGUGUAGAAGGGUUCACUCAGCCGGAAACCAUAAGGAAAUUACCGGGCACCGGAGGCGGCAUUCAGGAAGAGAAAUCACCGUUGAGUUGGAUAAUGGGGUUGCUGGGAUUGAUGUCUGGAUCAGACCCUUUCUAUGCAGUUAUUGCUUACAAAAAUUUCAAACCUAUCUAUGACUAAUACUUGUUCUCUUUUCUUCUUAAAAAUGUCUUUGUAAAUUUGUAUCUUCAGAGCAGUGACGGAACCAGGACUAAAUCCUCGGGGGCUCAAAUUCGAAAGCGCAGCUGAGUAGGUUGUCGCGGGUUCGCGGCCGAAUGAAUUCAUGUUGUGUUUAGUUGGGGAGAAUGGAAUGGAAUUACUAGAAAUACUUGAAACUAAUAGAGAUAGGAAGAAAGUUUUGAAAUUUUUUUGAGAGAGUGCAAAAUUGCUAUGAUGAAAUUUGAGAAGAAAUUGAGGAUAUGAGAGAAUGAAGCAUUCCAUCUCAAAUUGAAGGUAUGAUAUUUAGCACAUGAUGUAAGGAAUGGAAUGGAGCUGGAAAGAAUGAAAUUUCUUAACAAUUGUCCAAAAGAUAUUUCAUUUUUCAUUUCAUUCCUUCCGGAAUCAUUCAUCCCAACCAAACACAACAUUAUAGUAGUGAGAUGUUGAGUUAGGGGAUAAGUGAGUGCGUAUGACUUAUGAGUGUAUCUUUUUGAAUGUACUCUCUCCAUACCAAAUUAGAUGAUCCUUUUGAGAAAAUUUUUUAUUUCGAAA
Messenger RNA from Daucus carota subsp. sativus, 1546 nucleotides. RefSeq lists its product as uncharacterized. Lineage: Eukaryota; Viridiplantae; Streptophyta; Magnoliopsida; Apiales; Apiaceae. Gene Ontology annotation, molecular function: S-adenosylmethionine-dependent methyltransferase activity. The transcript has 2 exons. The record is from RefSeq and is a predicted model, not a curated record. Bases 113 to 976 code for a protein of 287 amino acids.